AAUGCUGCUUGCCAACCGCUGCGAAGCAGGAAGAAGAAGAAGACGAAGAAUAACAUCUAAAUAGGAAGAAGCUCUCCUUAAAAACAAAAUGGAUAUACUAAAAGCCGAAAUAGCAAGAAAGAGGAAACUUUUGGAGGAAAAAGAGCUUAUUGAUGACUCCAAAAAGUUCUUUAAAAGGGCUGAUCUUGUACGGAAGGAAAAAGAGGAGUACUUUAAGAGAUGCGGAUACAAGGUUCAGACAGAGACUCCUAAGAGCCAGCUUGAUAAAGAAGAAGAAAAUGAGGCGUCCACUUCAGCUAAUCCAGUGUUGGAGCUUGAAUUGACAGAGGAGAAGCUGCCAAUGACUCUGUCACGACAGGAGGUAAUUCGACGACUUCGAGAGCGAGGAGAACCAAUCCGAUUGUUUGGAGAAUCUGAUUAUGACGCUUUUCAGAGACUCCGGAAAAUUGAGAUCUUAACCCCAGAAGUAAACAAGGGUUUGAGGAAUGACCUGAAAGCUGCCAUGGACAAGAUCGACCAGCAGUACCUGAAUGAGAUUGUUGGAGGAACAGAGUCAGGGGAGCCAGACACACAGCACGACCUGAAAGUUCAUGAAGAAAACACCACCAUAGAAGAGCUUGAGGCUCUUGGGAAAACCUUGGGCACGGGGGAUGACAGUGGAGAUCAAGAUGUCAUUGCCAAAUUUUUAAAGUUUCUUCUUGGUGUUUGGGCCAAAGAUCUGAACAGCCGAGAGGACCACGUGAAGCGCAGCGUUCAGGGAAAGCUAGCCAGUGCAACACAUUCACAGACUGAGUCUUACCUUGAGCCCCUCUUCAAGAAGCUCAGGAAGAAGAAUUUACCUUCUGACAUCAAAGAGUCGAUCACAGACAUUAUUAAGUUCAUGUUGGAGAGGGAAUAUGUUCAGGCUAAUGAUGCAUACCUACAGAUGGCUAUUGGUAAUGCUCCCUGGCCUAUCGGUGUGACCAUGGUGGGUAUCCAUGCCCGUACUGGACGAGAAAAGAUCUUCUCCAAACAUGUGGCCCAUGUUCUUAAUGAUGAAACACAGAGAAAAUAUAUUCAGGGUCUGAAGAGGCUAAUGACUAUCUGCCAGAAACACUUCUCAACUGUUCCGUCAAAGUGUGUGGAGUACAACGCUCUCUAACAUGACAAUGUACCUGACAUCCGGACAGAAGCCCAUUCAGUCAAAAUGUUUCCUGUUUGUUUCACACCAGCUCUUUCUUUUUUGCUAUGACUGAAUAGCAAUAGAUAAAGAAAAUAUCUGAGAAACUUUCUAUUUAACUUAACAAUCUUAAGUGUAUUUCUUAAGAUUGUUACCCUUAUUGAAAAUGCAUCUGUUAAAACAUGAUUUGGGUAAAUAAAGGUCAACAACAUACAGGCAGAAUUAUGCCAGUUCUAAAAUGUACCACACAUAACACAUGCUUAUUUUGUAUACAACUUUUUUCCCUUUUACAAUGAGAAGAUAGUAUGUAAAUGUUGUGCAACAUGUUUUCACUUAGACAUUUUCAUGUGGUGGUGCAAAGCUAAAUGAAAGUGGUGUAAGUUUUAUUACACUUUGAGAUAAUAAAUGAAUAUUAAACGUGAUACUUUCUGUUGGUUAAUCUCUGUGUUCAUUUUGAGCAAAUACAAAACCCAGUCAGUGUAUAAUUUCACCUUAGUGAGAAACAAUUCUGUUUGUAUGCACUGCAAAUAUGAUUUUUUUCCUUUUUGAGUUAUGUUCUGAUUUUAAAUUGCCAAGAUUUUCACUUGUCCUCUGCAGCAGAGCUUCUGAAUGGGACUAUUUUUAGUCACCAAUGUCUGUUUAGUCAAUAUGAAUCAUGUGACUAAAGGAACAAUAAAGGACUCUCCACAGCAAGCUGCUCUA
Molecule: messenger RNA, 1861 nt
Organism: Gambusia affinis (western mosquitofish)
Lineage: Eukaryota; Metazoa; Chordata; Actinopteri; Cyprinodontiformes; Poeciliidae
Gene: prpf18
Product: PRP18 pre-mRNA processing factor 18 homolog (yeast)
Exons: 11
Coding region: 89-1141 (350 amino acids)
Biological process (GO): generation of catalytic spliceosome for second transesterification step; RNA splicing
Cellular component (GO): U2-type post-spliceosomal complex; U4/U6 x U5 tri-snRNP complex; U5 snRNP
Source: RefSeq, a predicted model, not a curated record